Molecule: messenger RNA, 930 nt
Organism: Mya arenaria
Lineage: Eukaryota; Metazoa; Mollusca; Bivalvia; Myida; Myidae
Product: trypsin alpha-3-like
Exons: 8
Coding region: 73-876 (267 amino acids)
Biological process (GO): proteolysis
Molecular function (GO): serine-type endopeptidase activity
Source: RefSeq, a predicted model, not a curated record
UUUGUCAGAUAUAUAUAAAGUCGUAGCAGGCACAUUUGAAGAUCAGAUUGUUCAUUGCGCGUACACACAACAAUGAUAACGGUUUUAUUACUCCUGGCAAUAGCAUCCCAGGCGCAGACAUGCGGAGAGAGCGGCUUUAGCCCCACCCCAAAUCUGGCGAUGCAGUACAUCGUUGGAGGGCAGGUGGCAUCUGAGGGUGACUUCCCAUGGCAGGUGGGUCUUGUCGAAAACGGAUAUUUGAUCUGCGGAGGAACCUACGUGAUUGGCCCGGAUGGAAACCCGAGGGUGAUCACAGCCGCUCACUGCCUUUCUGGUAAAAACCCAAGACCAGCUGACUACAGUGUUGUUUUCGGAAUGCAGUCCACAAAUGUUGCUGGAAAUAGACAAGUCGUUGCUGCCUCCACCAUCACAGUCCACAGUGGUUACAACUCCAACACAAUGGCAAACGACAUCGCCGUGAUCAGAUUUAGUGCAGCUGGAAAAACUCAAAUUUCCUCAACUUGGGCAAAGCCAGCCUGUUUGCCAUCCAGGGCUUAUAUUCAUGGUGAAAAUUCACUCGUAUCAGGCUGGGGAACAACGUCUGAAGGCGGAUCCAGUUCAAGCCAGCUGCGAUACGUAUGGAAAACAUUGAUUAGCUUGGCCAAUUGCGAAAACACAGGCAACUCAGGAAACCUUGACAACACAAUGCUCUGCGCUGGAGAGACUGGAAAGGACGCUUGCCAGGGAGACUCUGGUGGUCCUCUUGUUGUGUACAGAGGCUCUAGCUGGGAACUCGUGGGAGUGGUGAGCUGGGGUUUUGGAUGUGGCCGUGCCAACUACCCCGGGGUGUACGCCGACACAUGGGCGCUGCGAUCCUGGAUCAACUCAAACCUAUAAGUGUUUCUUCGUUCAAUGUUAUAGGUUAAUAUCAUAAUAAAACAACAGAACACA